GGCGUGGUUUAGACAGACCGGAGUGGAGGCGGUCGUGUGUGUUUAGUAUCGCCGUGAAAAGUUGCCCACCGUUUGCCGUCAGUGGAACCGAACCGGUACCUUUUUAGGUGGUGGGGGGAGAGGGGUGUCGCCGUUUUGAGCAUGCGCACAGUGUAGCACCAAAAGCGCGUCUUAAUUUUUUAGUUCAGGCAAAGUGGCGCGCAACCUGUUUGGUUUUCGUACACUUUGGUUCGGAUCACACCCACUCGGACUCGGUCCACUUGUUCGUGCACCGUCACCGUGGGUGCUUUUGACGCACACUGUUGGACUCCCACCCCUCUUACGCGCAAAAGACUGGGAGGACUUGUUGCGCCUCAUUGUGGGGACUGGCGCACCAGUCACCAGUCUGGUCCAGAAGAACCACACUCCGCACCUGGUUGCGUUCACGGACUGAAGGUGCGGUGAGGCUCGGUGGUCGUGCACGACAUCCAUACUGAUAUUUAAAUGGAAAACUUUCGUCUGCUUGAUUCAAUUCCGCUCCUUACUUGACAAAUCACCGACCCGCUCCAACAUGUCCGAGCGAGACAACGAUGGAGCGCCGGACUUCAUCCCGGCCCGAGUGUCCCGAGGCCGGCGAAGUGGUGUCAUCCUGCCCGGUGGUGGUGGCCAGGACGCGGAGACCAUUCUGCUGGAGUCCGUGAAGGCAGCACCGAGGCGUAGCAGCAUCAUCAAGGAUCCUUCAGUGCAGAAGGUGGGCGGAGGCAGAAAGAAGACUGUGUCAUUCAGCAGCAUGCCCUCAGAGAAGAAGGUGAGCAGCGCAGCCGACUGCUUGGCCUUUAUGCAGGGCGGCUGCGAACUGAAGAAGGUGCGUCCCAACUCCAGAGUCUACUGUCGUUUCUACACACUGGAAGCUGACCUGAGCUGCUUACGCUGGGAGCCCUCCAAGAAGGACGGGGAGAAGGCUCGGCUGGAUGUCUGCAGCAUUCGAGAGGUCCGAACAGGGAAGAGCACCGAGACCUUCCUCCAUAAUGGACCCCUCUCUGAGCACCUGGCUGAGGAGGCGGCCUUCUCCAUCAUACAUGGCGAGGACUACCAGUCCCUAGACUUGGUGGCGCUGUCGGCUGACGUGGCUAAUAUCUGGGUGACGGGCCUCCGCUACCUGCUAGCGCACCCCUCGGUCAUCGGCGGGGCCGGCGGAGGUGUCGGAGGAGGCUUGGGGCAGGGUGAAGGAGGAACCAUUGAGGGCAGUCUGGGCAGCAAGCUGAGGAGCGAGUGGCUGGCAGCCGAGUUCGCUCGGGUGGACGAGGACGGCUACGGCAUUGUGUCGGAGGACAUGGCGGUGGCUACCAUCUGUAAGCUGUGUCCAGGCAUCAAGGAAGCUAAGGUGCGUCUUCGCUUCAAGGAGAUCCAACGCAGCAAGGAGAAGCUCACCUCCCACGUUACACGCGAGGAGUUCCAGGAGGCCUACUGCGAGCUGUGCACGCGGCCUGACGUGUACUUCCUCAUGGUGCAGCUGUCGAAGGACCGCGAGUAUCUGGACCCUCAGGACCUGCGCCUCUUCUUGGAGACGGAACAGGGUCUGUCCUUGGCCACGGCCGAGGGCUGUUUGGAGCUCCUGAGACGCUAUGAGCCCUCAGAUCAAGGCAAAGAGAGGGGGAUUCUGGGGUUGGACGGGUUCGCUCGUUACCUGCAGUCCCACGAGUGUCAGCUGCUGGACCCGGAGCACGAGGGUGUUUGCCAGGACAUGAACAUGCCUCUGUCUCACUAUUACAUCAGCACCUCCUACCGGUCCUACCUUCUGGAUGAUCAGGUCCACGGCAGGGCUGACCUCGGUGGGCUAAUCAAGGCCUUGCAGUCUGGCUGUCGCUGCCUCGAGCUGGGAGUUACAGAUGGCCCGGAAGGGGAGCCUCUUCUCGGGGUGGACUACGGUCCGGACAUCUCGUGUCACCACCACCAUCAUCAGCAUCACCACCACCAUGCACCAGUCACCAUCCGCUCCGCUCUGGAGGUGGUCAACAAGUAUGCCUUCCUGACCUCGCAGUAUCCCCUCCUGGUGUACUUGUGUCAGCACUGCUCACCCGUCCAGCAGCGUACCAUGGCACAACAUCUGAAGAAGGUGCUUGGUUCCAGACUCUACACUCCAGAGUCCUUGCCCGUCAGCCUGGGAGGACGAGCCACCACCCUACCAUCCCCCGAGCAGCUCAAAGGACGCAUCCUUAUCGUGGGCAAGAAGCUUCCUCCAGAGCAAGAAGGCUCAGAUGGGGACGUGUCUGAGGAAGAAGAGGAGAUUGGAGGUGGAGGACCUCUGGCUGGACGUAGAAUGACCAUUCCGGGUGAGGAGGACCUGGGCGUGGUCUUGGUGGUCCCGCCUCCCUCUCAACCGAGGAAGCUCCGCCUUCACAAAGACCUCUCAGAUCUGGUGGCCAUUGCCCGCACAGGCAGCCGCCACUUUUACGCCCAAAGAUCCAGUCACAAGCAGCACUCGCCGCCCAGCAGUCCCGGCUCUCCUGGCACCCCCUUGGGUGUGGAGACCCCCUACUGGACACUGUGCUCCCUGGGCGAGGGGGAGGCCGGGCGGCUCACCACGGAGAGCCCAGAGGAUCUUGUUAUGUUCACAAAGCGCACUCUAACGAGGGUGCGGCCCAGCUCAGUGCGCCUGGAUUCCAGUAACCCCAACCCGCAAGGCUACUGGAAAGGGGGGGUGCAGCUUGUGGCCUUAAACCAGCAGACCCCUGGUGCCAUGCUGGACCUUCACAAAGGACGCUUCUCUCAGAAUGGAGGGUGCGGGUAUGUUCUGAGGCCUGCCGUCAUGAGGGACGAGGUGUCGUACUUCAGUGCCCACACGCAGGGAUGCAUGCCAGGGGUGCCGCCUCAGACUCUCCGCAUUAAGGUUAUCAGUGCCCACAACCUACCUAAACCUCAGGGAUCAGGUGCCAAGGGCGAAGUCAUUGACCCCUACGUGGUUCUGGAGCUGCACGGCGUUCCUGCCGACUGUGCAGAACAGCGCACACGCACCGCUCUGCAGAACCAGGACGAUCCCCUCUUUGACGAGACCUUUGAGUUUGAAGUGAACAUGCCCGAGCUGGCCUUGCUGCGUUUUGUGGUUCUGGAUGAUGACUACAUCGGUGACGACUUCAUCGGCCAGUACAGUGUGGCUUUCGAGUGCCUUCAGUCCGGCUACCGCAACGUGCCCCUGCUGGGCCUGAUGGGGGAGCCCUUGGCCCACGCCAGCCUCUUUGUCCAUGUGGCUGUCACAAACCGGCGAGGGGGCGGCAAGGCUCACCGCCGGGGUCUGUCGGUUAGGAGGGUGGGACGGAGGGGGCGGGAGUACGUCACGCUGAGGAACACAGGCAUCAAAGUGGUGGACGAGACCUUCAAGCCCGCCAUUGCGCCCCUGAAAGAAGUGAUGGACCUGAGGGAGGAAGCUCAGGGCACCAUUGCCAGUCUGAAAGAGCAGUGUGGGCUCCCCACGGUGGCCAAACUCAAGCAGUGCAUCCAGUGCCUGGCCACCAGGCUGCAGAGCCCCGACGGCACCAUGGGAGCUACCAUGGUGCUCAAGGAGGGGUACCCGUCCCUGGAGGCCCUGGUCAGUGUCUCGGAGGCCACGCGAAAACUGCUCACCGCCUAUGACACGAUGAUCGCUGCUCAAAAGCAGCUGAUUGAGAACGCUGAUGGUGUCCUGGAAAGAAUUGCUCAGGUGCAGAAAGAAGGAAUGGACUUCCAUGAAGAUCUGUCCCGGCUGGCGGAGAAGGAGGGACUGAAAGGAUGCAAGCUGAGCAAAGCAGUGGAGAGUUUCACCUGGAAUAUAACAGUGCUCAAAGGUCAAAGCGACCUCCUGCGGGGCGCUAAGAUGGAUUCCCUGGAUGCUCUGAGGCAGCUGGCCCUGGCCUGUGAGGCCUCCGGACUCACCUCACCUUCCUCCAACUCCUCAUCCUUGUCCACCUUCUCCAGCGCCACGGCUGAGCUGCACUACACUUCGCAGACCUCUGGCGGGCGCCGGAGCAGCACGCACAGCAAUGGACGUGUCUGAUGUUGAUGUUAGGAUGUAAUCCCUUUAUCAAUCCAGCAAAGCCUUACAGGGGUUCCAUCUGAAGAAGACACCUUUCCUGAAUGUCAAAGCUCCCAAAUGGAAUAAAAGAGACUUUAUUUUUCAGACGGAACAUUCCAGACGUAACACUGUAAUGCUAGCAUGUUGCUCUCGUUAGGCAGAAGGUUGUUAACUCCUGGCCAAUUCGUGCUAACGAUUAGAGCUAACGAGGCAGUUGGUGCAGCACACCAAGUUCUUUUACAGGUACUCAUUCUCUCUUUUUUUUAACCUUUAACCCAAAACAACUUCAUCAGUUUGUUUUGUGCACUAUUUUACCGGACUGGGAACCCUACUUGGUACUAUAAAUGUACGUACAAGUUAAAUGAUUUUCUCCAAGUCAAACAGCAAAAAAAAAUAAAAAAAUAAA
Molecule: messenger RNA, 4433 nt
Organism: Dunckerocampus dactyliophorus (ringed pipefish)
Lineage: Eukaryota; Metazoa; Chordata; Actinopteri; Syngnathiformes; Syngnathidae
Gene: plcl1
Product: phospholipase C like 1
Exons: 12
Coding region: 551-4009 (1152 amino acids)
Biological process (GO): lipid metabolic process; intracellular signal transduction
Molecular function (GO): phosphatidylinositol-4,5-bisphosphate phospholipase C activity
Source: RefSeq, a predicted model, not a curated record